CUUUAUACUUGAAAUUGAACGCCAGAUUUAAGAGCCAUAGCGUGCUUGCGCAAGACGGUGCCACUGAAAGUGGCUGACACCACGCAGUCUGGCGACAUAUAUAGGCACCACUAUCAGCGUUCAUGAGAUAGACAAUCAUAGAGAAGAAGCUCUUGUGAGCUAGGAGAUAUGGCCUUGCGAGCAUCCCACGUGUGGGCGCCCGCCGUGCUUCUGGUGGUGUUGCUGGGGAUACUUCAGACAUCUAAAGCAGUGGAUCCACUUGUCUUACAGCUAGCUUCCGGAUGGAAGGUUGUGACGUAUUUAAACGUUUCUACGUGGGAAACAGCGGUGGAGACAUGUGCGACCACCACACUGGUGGGGGAGCAAGCCGCGCUCAUGCCGUUUGCGAUGGCGCCCCAGAUUUUAAUUGAUCUGACCGUUGAGAGCCCGGCGGACGCUCAGACCCUGGUGGUUUCUAUCCGUGAGGUCAUUGCCAAGACUCCACCAGCCCAGGAGACAUGGGAUGUCUGGACGUGGGACGACCGACGCACCUGCCGCUCGCUGUCGUACAUCAACUCGGUGGACACGCAACCGGGGCAGUUCUUCCUGACGGACACGCGCCCCUGCACCUACGUCCUUACCUUCAUUUGUCUGGCGGAGGCCUUCAUCACAAGCGAGGGGCUCCAGUCAUCCACUGCCUGGUGGCGGAGCUAUCGCGCCACACCGGAGGUGCGGCCCGCGCCCAGCCCCUACGCGGCCGGGCCCGCCGGCAGCGGCCUGACGCUCGUGAGCACCUCCCUGGUCAUCGGCAACCCCGCGCCCACCGCGCCCUCGGCUGGGCUGCUGGUGCCGUUCGACGAGACGGCUGAGUUCUGGGCCAAGGGGCCGCCGCUGACGGCGCUGUACAGGACGGGCAACUCCAAGCUGCUGGGCCUCCUGCCCAUCCGUGAGGCAGACAUCCCCCUGGCCUACGGCUACUUCGCGAACCAGACCCAGACCCGCUACCCGAUAAUCCCCGGUUCCUUUGGAUACAACGCACCCUUCGCCAGCCCGUGGCCCGGCUGGGAGGUCAUUAACGUCAUUGCCGGGCUCAACGACUUCAUCGUACGAGUGCAGGGCUGCUACCGGUCCACCGAGGUGGAGACGCUCUUCCUCAUCACACGCACCGGCCGCAUGUUCCAGAUAGGCCGCGGCGGCUGCACCCACUGGUUCAGCGAGGACGCGCCGGCUGGCGGCUACCUGGCGGGCUUUGCGGGCGUGGCCAUGAACGCCACAGCCUGGGCCGCGGCGCCGCCCUUCGCCAACAUUGCGCCACAGGAGCUGGCGUGGCUGCCGCAGCUGCGCCUGAUUUGGGCCGCGCCCGCCGGUGCCGGCCCGCCGACCACCGUCCUGCGCGGCCCCGCGGCCCUGCCCUCGCUGCCGCCGCCCAGCUGCCCCACCGCCCUCGCCACCACGCGCUCCUCCUCGCCCUUCCUGGUGCCCGAGUGCGGCGGCACCGGCUCCGCCUCGCCCUUCCCGCUCAACCCUCUGUGCCCCUCCAGCUCCUGCUGCGGCGGCACCACCAACGUGACUGCCAACGGCACCGCGCGCGAGUACCGCUUCUGCGACUCCACCCUGCAGACCUGCCAGCUGAGCUGCCUGCGUUCCUUCGGGCUGUGCAACGCGCUGCCGGAGCGGCCGCUGGUCCAGUUCCUGCGCUCACAGCCCGAGGACCUCCACUCGGCCAUGCUGCGAUCCAGCGCCACCCAGUCGGCGCCCUCGGCCGGGCUGUUCUUGGUGCGGCAGGACAGCCAGCAGACCUAUGCGGAGGCCAAGGCCUGGUGCAGCUCCAGCACGCACAUGGGUCUGUCCUGGAGCCUGCCCACGGUGCAGGAGGUCAUGGCCUGGCUGGUGGCGCAGGACGUGCGGCGGAAGGCCUACCAGGCGCUGGCGGCGGCAGGCUACUUCUGGGUGCAGGGCCACGACACCUACAUCGACCUCGUCGCCAACAGCGACACGCCCGACGCCACCGUGUGCCUGCACGCCUCCUACGCGCUCGUGUACGGCAAGGACGCCUACACCAACUUCAUAGUGCCCGUGUCCUGCAUCAAGAACGGCGUCACGGUGUGCAAGGCCGCCGCCAGCCAGGGCACCUCGGCGCUGCCGGCGCUGGCGCGCACGCCCCCCGCCGACGCGAGCAGCGGCACCGCUGCCAAUGCGACGCGCUGGACGCCGGGCUACCACGUGCUGUCCCUGUCCCGGCGCCUGGGCAACGGCCCCUUCAGCACCGGCUCCUGCGCCUACACCGUGGGCGUGCCGGGCCUCGCCAACGCCUCCAACCCCAACGCCACCACCACCACCACCGCCACCACCCUGGCCGGCGCCGGACUGGCCGUGCCCGCCCACCUUGGCUCCAUUGCCGUCAGCGCGGUCACACAGGUGGCGGCGGAGCCCACAGACGCAUCCAGCGUCCUGGCUGCUUUGCGCAUGCUGCCGUUUGGCGGCGGCGCCGCGGAAGUGGCGGGCGCGCUCGCGGGCACCGUCAGCACCGGCGGCUGGGACGCCUUCGAGCUGGCUGCAGGCGAGGUGGUGACUGCCGUCAGCGGCUGCACGGGCGGCUUCGUGGAGCGGAUGGUGUUCCACACCUCUGCGGGCCGGCUGUGGACGGCGGCGUACAGCCCCAACUCCGUGUGCAGUGUGCCCUUCCUGGAGUACGCGCCCGCUGGCAGCUACCUGCUAGGCCUGACCGGCUCCGUCGGCUCAUACAUUGAGUCGGCGCAGCUUGUGUGGGGAAGGCCGCAGCUUGCGCCGCCGCCGCCGCCGCCGCCGCCGUCGCCGUCGCCGCCAGCGCCGCCCUCACCAGCGCCGCCCUCGCCAGCGCCUCCGGCGCCGACGAACAACGGCACCCUGCAAGAGGGCGGCCUCGCGCCAGGCUCGCCCGUGAUUGACGGCGGUAGCUCCGACAGCAGCAGCAAUGCCGUGGCGUUGGGUGUGGGCAUUGGCGUCGGCGUCGGCGGCUUCUUACUAAUUGUGGCGGGCGUCGCUGCGUACUUCUGGUGGCGCCGCCGCAGCGCCGCUGGCGGUGCCGCGGCAGGCAAGGCUGGUGCCGGCGGUGCUGGGGCCGGUGCGGCCAACAGCAUUGGCAAUGGCAAGGACAACGACAGCGCCCCGUCGGGUGUGGGCACUGUGCAACUGACCCUGAUGGGUGAGCCUGCCACCGGCACGCCGGCUGUUGCCGCCGCCGCUGGUGCCACCGGAGGCAAUGGCGAGGCCGCUGCCGCAGUUGCGGCUGCCGCUGCUGCCACUACUGCUGGUGCUGCAGCUGCUGCGUCGGACACCAAAUCGCAGGACGCGAGCGGCGCUUUCGCCCAGAUUCCAGGCUCCAGCUCCUCAGCCGCAGUCGCGUCAUCCAACCAGGCCUCCUCCACCGCCGCCGCGACCGGCAGCGGCACCGGCAGCACCGGUGCCAACAGCAGCAACGGCACCGGCACCGGCACGGGUACGGGUACGGGCACGGGCAGUGCCGCCGGCACCACCUCUGGAGCUGUCCCUUCAGGCGGCGCAAGCGCUAAGGCCGACGCUGGCGCCAAGGCGGCUCCUGCCGCCGGUGCGGCUGGUGCGCCCGCUGGGGCAGUGGCUGCGGCCGCAGGCGCUGUUGCUGCCGGCGCCGCGGCGCGACAGGUGGCGGUCCUGCCGCCUGAUGCCUCGGACCUCUCCAGUUUCGUGACUCAGGUGGAAGACAAGCUGAGCGCCUACAUCAGGGCGGGAGCCACCACCGACGCCGUCGGCGACGACAAGCCUGAGGGGCCGCCUGCUGCUGCGGGCGCCGCCGCGGGCGGUGCCGGUGCCCGCGGGGCUCAGAAGCCCGGCGCGCCCGGCGGCGGCUCCGCCGCUGUCGCCGCGGCGAUGCAGAAGACCGACAUUGCUUCCGCCAUUUCCAAGUUGCAUGCGGAGCUGUCGGGGCGCCAGGAGCAGCUGAAGAUCCAGGCGGUGCUGGGCAAGGGCAGCUUUGGAGUCGUGUACCUGGGCACCUGGCGCGGCCUGCGGGUGGCCGUCAAGACACUGGUGGUGCACGACGCACUGCUGGGUCGCGAGGGCCGGCAGCGCCACCGCGCCAUCCUGGAGGCUGCCAUCUCCAAGUCACUGCAGCACCCGCACUGCGUCUCCACCUACGCCGCAGAGGUGAUGCCGCUGGCCGCGGUGGAUGCCACGGCGACGGCGGGCAAGGGCGCGGCUGAUGAGGCUGGCAAGGCCGGCGGCGAGCGCAACAUGUGGGACGGCGUGGGCGACGUGUACAAGUUGUACAUCAUCCAGGAGUUUGCGGACGUGGGCACUCUCACCGCCGCACUGGGCGCGGGCGUGGUAGGCAGCGUGUCGGCGGGCGGCGCGGCGGCGCUGUGUGCGCUGACCCUGGCCCUGGACGUGGCGUGCGGCAUGUUCCACAUCCACUCCAAGAACAUCGUGCACGGAGAUCUGUCGUCUUCGAAUGUGCUGCUGGCCAGCUGCAUGCGCGGCCCCGAUGGCCGGCCCGAGGUGCUGUACGACACCAGCGCGCCCGAGACCGUGGCGCGGCAGCCGCUGGAGCCGCUGUGGCGCCCGCCCGUCAUCGCCAAGGUGGCGGACUUUGGGCUCAGCGUGCCCAUGGCUGAGGACCAGACCCACGCCUCCAACCGCUUUGCCGGCACGCCCGCCUACGCCGCACCCGAGGUCCGCACCAUGGGUCGCAUGUCGAAGGCCGCUGACGUUUACGCGUACGGCGUGCUCCUGCUUGAGCUCUUCCACGGUGUUGACAUCACCACCGUUCGCGCCAACGCCGGCGCCGCGCCCCUGGCCACUGACGGCGCCGCCGCUGGUGACGGCGCGGCGACUGCCGCCGACGGCGCUGACGCUGAGGCGGCGGCGGCCGCCGCCGCUGACCGACUGGACGAGGACGGCUUCCCCAUGUGGGCGGCGCCGCCUCCGGGCUGCCCGCCGGAGAUGGUAGCACUGUUGCGCGAGUGCCUCUCGCAGGAGUCGGCGGCGCGGCCGUCUUUCGGCAAGGUGAUUGACGUGCUCGUGCGCGUGCUGUACGACGAUCACAUCAAGUACCAGCGGUUGGUGGCGGCCGCUAUGGCGGCCGGCCACCAAGUGUAACUGCCGUACAUUGGUACGGCACCUAAUGGAAAUGCGUCUUUGAUACUAGCAGUUACGUUCGCAGCAGUUCUUUGGCCGGCGGGUGUGUGUGCUGGCGGGUGCACUGCUAUGGGGGUUAUGGCCUGCAGGCAGACAGCAGCCUAAGGGGUUCUAAUAUAAUAACACUUGAAUGGAAGCAAUGCGUGUGUUUGAGUGGCAGAGGUCCACACGGGAGAGAUGCUUUGUCCGAGAUCCCGAUAUGAUGUGCACUUAAACUAAUCACAUUGCUGCACGGUCCUAGGAGCGAGGCGCACGGGGACACAUCUCGACAACGAAUAUUCAAAACCAUACUUUUGACCGGACUCGUGAGUUGGGGCCUCAACCAUCAAAGUAGUGCGAGGUUCAAACGCCGUAAGUGCUCUUCGGUGUCAGCGCAGGUGUGAACAUUGUGCGUGCGUGCGUGCUUGCAUGCGCACUUGCGUGCGUGCGUGGGUGAGUGGGUUACGUGCCCGAGCCCAAUGAAAUAGCCGUAAUCCCCUUCCGCCUUCAAGCUCGCGGGUAGGUGCGGGCGGGCGGGCACGGGAUGCCUCGGGUGCGCGCAACGCAUACUGGAAGCUCAAAGCGGAGGUUACGGAUGGUGCAUGUCGGGCGAUGUGCUGACAGCAUUUGGUGGAGGUGAGGUGGUGGCCUUGUGGGCCUCGCCGCAAGCGGUUGCAAUGUUAUGGACAUAUGGAUGGGCACAGGAUACAAUCGAGAAUGUGAUUACUGGAUGGGGGCGGCGGCUGGUCAAAUCAUAGAUCUGGGGUCCCACGGAACAAAGGUACAAUGGGGUUGCAUACAUGCAGAUGCAGUGGGGCUUUUGGCUGUUGGUCCCACGAGAAAUAAAGCGAGCACAGCGGUUAGAACUGGCGGAUACUCAGGUGGCAUGUGCAUGUUGCAUUUGCGCACACCAUUACCACCCUUGCACACUACAUUGCAAGAGCACUCAAUGCUCGGAAGUGCUCAGUGCCGUCUUGAUUUGAAUUACGUGGAUGCACAUGUUUAUGAUGUGCAUUGCCACGGGUAAUUGCUCGCCCGGUCUGUCCCGAGGCGGGGUUUAUGUGAUCCUGUUGGUAUGCGUUAAUCUCUAUUCAUAGCAUAGCGACAGUUCACGGCUGCUUAAAAAAUAUGUGCAGAGCACGCAUUCGCAAACGCUGUUGCGCAAGGAAACCGUUGAGGCAGGUGAACUUUUCAUGCCAGGGUGGCCGAAUCGUGAUUUGCGCAUUUGCGGUUAUGGGGCUUGCACGUUGGCCUUGGAUCUGCGGUGUCGGGUUAUAAGUUGUGUGCACAAGCAGGUCAAUGAACGCAUGCGCAUACGAUGUUUGAAUUGUAUGUCAUGCACCGGGCACAAUGACUGGGCAUGGAAGAGCAGGCAGGCACACGCACGUGCAUGCAGUGGCGACGAUAGCAUCCUUCAAUUGUGGGCGCUGGCACUGGCUUGACAACGCCAAGCACGGCCACGCAGAGCUCCGUGGGCUGAAGCUGGCACGCGUGUGGAGAGCACAAUAAUGGGCACAAUGCUUUGAUGGCGGAUGAGAAGUUGAGUUUUGUGAAGCAGUAAUCGGUUAAGUGCUUCCUGGUGCCUUCUAGAGGGCCCCGAUGACUGCUGCAGAGUGCAGAGGUGUGCUGACGAUUGUGGAUUGGGGUCGGGGCGCCGACGCGCAAGUCAUGGCCAUGUCCUGUAUGGCUGUAUCCCACCGCGGGUAUGUCACGUGAGUGCUGGAGGAGUGAGGUUGGCUUCAACGGCUUGUAAUCCAGUGUGCUG
Chlamydomonas reinhardtii is the source of this 6874-nucleotide messenger RNA. RefSeq lists its product as uncharacterized. Gene Ontology annotation, biological process: protein phosphorylation. The transcript is spliced from 24 exons. NCBI's taxonomy places the organism in Eukaryota, Viridiplantae, Chlorophyta, Chlorophyceae, Chlamydomonadales, Chlamydomonadaceae. Gene Ontology annotation, molecular function: protein kinase activity; ATP binding. The record is from RefSeq and is a predicted model, not a curated record. The coding region runs from base 169 to 5091 and encodes 1640 amino acids.